AUGAAAAAAAAUGCAUCCAAUAAGCGAGUCAGUGAUGGACCGCAGUCGGCAUCAUCACAACCAAAAGCAGCUCCCUCCUCAUCAUCAGUGAUGGGCAAUGAUCCAUACUCGAUGAUGAAAAAAUCCGGAUCUUUUAACGUAAAGGGUGGUAUGAACGCUUCAUUAUUCGGAUCUAUUUUUCAGAAAGUGAAUACAGCUCUGGACUCGAACAUUGCAAAGGAAAAUACAGCCACUCAGAAAACACAAGCUGAACUUUCAUCGAAACAAGAAUAUUCUUUCCCGCAACAUGCUUUCAAUGAGAGGAUUCCCAUAUCGAAAAAUCAAACAAUUGAGGAAACUGUUGAUGAGUCUUCAAGCGAUGAAGAAGAUGACAGCAUGGAUCGAAUCAAAACAUUGGAUGAGUUUGAAGAUUUUUCUGGAAGUGACAAGGAAGAUUACUCGCCAAAUGUUGUCAUUGUAAAUAACACUAAUUUGAAGUCACAAUUCGGUCAACCAAUAGUUACUAAUCGCCCUAACAACAAUUAUACCAACUCUGUUGCUAGUAAUAAUAACCCUUCCAAGAAUAGUUCCCCUUCGACUGUAUCAAAACCAGAAACAAAUUCUCAGGUCAUCCACAACAAGAAUUUAUCGUCCAAUUCUAAACAGCAACAACAAACGUCAUCCACUUAUCACGCUCCUCUUGCUACCUCUUCAUCAAUACAUGAUCUUGAAGAUGUAGAAUUUAGUGAUUACGAAGAUCAUGUGUCUCAUUCUGCUCAAGACGAAGAUGAUUCAGUAGUAAUUGAAGAAGAAGAAAUUGUUGAACCUGAAAAGUCAUCAAUUAUUGAGGAAGUAUCUAUGCAUGAACAUCAAGAGGAUGAGGAGUUUAGUGAUUUCGAAGCUCCACAUGAAGAUUCUUUUAAUGAAGAAUUUGAAGAUUUUCAAGGUUCUGACAAUGAAAGCUUGGAUGAUUUUAAUCCGGACGAAUAUGAUGACUUUGAAUCAGAGGACACUGUCCCUGCUGCGGCAAAACCAAUUUCAUCCAACGUCUCAUCUUCCAAGAUCAUUAGUAUUCCAACCUUAUCGCAGCAACAAAUCACACAACCUGUUCCACAAAUGGUGACAACCUCCAAAUCAAUCACAAACAACAUCGAAGUGAAACAUGAACCAAAGAAAGAAGAUCUACCUCCCUCAACGACUGCCAUUAUCACGAACGUGAAACAAGUACCAUUGUUAUCGGUAGAGAGCUCACUCAAACAAGAGACUCAAAUGAACAUUGAAACACAAAAAACAACACCUCCUGCUCUUAACAAACAAGCAUCGACUAUUGAUGUUCGACAAGCAACAUUACUAACAGAGGUAAAAUCGCCAAAACUUCAGGAAGUUGUGUCCAACAAGGACACCUCUCCAAAAGAAUCAUCGAAAGAAGUUGCCAAGUCACUCCAUGAAAAAUCGACAGAAACCAUUCAACCAAAACCUACUGUCGUCAAUGACAAGGCAAACUCACAACUCCCUGUUCAACAAACUGAGCCAUUAGUGAUGGAACUACCUUCUUCCAGAAGUGUUUGUAUUGGAACAGACCUUCAUCAAAAAGCUGCAAAAAGUUCUGAAACAACCACGCAAACUGAUUCGUCACUCUUUCGAACUCAGACUCUACCUCCAACUGAUUCUACUCUUCCAUUCCAACAACCACCUCCUCAACCUCACAUGUACAGCCCUUAUUUUGUUCCAUACAGUUAUCAGUAUUAUUAUCCUCCUCCCGUUCAUGUUUUCAGACAGCCACAAUUUGCGGAUGUGUAUGCGAAACGGUUCGACCUUUCGCAUCAUCCAUUCAAUUCUUAUCAAUCAGCUAUGAACUUGACAAAACUCAGUGCAGAACAAGUGUCACAACCACUAAAACAAGACAGCACUGCCCUAUUCCAUUCUCCUAAUGCUAACACGAACAACACAAAUAAGAUUCCUAAAGAAAUACUGAAACCCUAUGUUCCCCAAACAAAAGAAAUUUUCCAAAGAAGCGAGAAAGUGGAUCAACAAUACAAAACUCUACGAAAUAGUUUAUCCUCGUAUGUGGAGAGUAACCAUGUUGGGAAAUCUCAUGUUCGUGAGCAGCACGAAAGAAACUCUUACAAUAUUCGACGAGAAUUGGAUGAAAUUAAGCACAUUUUGAAAUCCACAAAAGAAGAUUUGAGUCAUCUCCUUUACAGUAGUAACACUCGACCUCAUUUCGAGAGUGGUAGUUCCAACAACAUGACUCCUUCCUCUCCAUUCGAUGUCAACAACCAUCCGUCAUGCUCGCACGAACACAGACCUCGAGGAUACACCACAUUGGAAAAAACCAAAGCGUUCAUGCAUCAAUGCAAUCCUUAUGCAACGAUUAAUUCGAAUAAUCCAUUCCACAACUCACACCCUCAACAAGAGAAUCCAUCUGUCGUUCAAUAG
Molecule: messenger RNA, 2418 nt
Organism: Naegleria lovaniensis
Lineage: Eukaryota; Heterolobosea; Eutetramitea; Acrasida; Naegleriidae
Exons: 1
Coding region: 1-2418 (805 amino acids)
Source: RefSeq, a predicted model, not a curated record